AUGGCUUCCUCUAGUGGGAAUUCCUCUGGUUCCACACAGCUUCAGAACUCUGGUUCUGAAGGGGACUUGCAGCAUCUGAUGGAUCAGAGAAAAAGGAAAAGAAUGCAAUCAAACCGCGAAUCGGCGAGGCGGUCCCGGAUGCGAAAGCAGCAGCACUUGGAUGAUAUGAUGGGCCAAGUGACGCAGCUGAGGAAGGAAAACAACCAAAUCUUGACCAGCAUAAACAUCACGACCCAGCACUUGAUGAAUGUUGAGGCUGAAAAUUCAGUCUUGAAGGCUCAGAUGGAAGAGCUCAGCCAAAGACUGGAGUCUCUGACUGAGAUCCUCAACUACAUCAACAGCAGCAAUGGGGUCUUUGAAACCCAUGAACCCAACACCUUUCUUCAUCAUCAUCAGGCCUCUGCUUCUGCUGAUCACAACAGUUUCAUCAACCCAUGGAAUUUGCUUUAUGUGAACCAACCCAUCAUGGCCACUGCAGACAUGCUCCAUCAAUACUAA
Prunus armeniaca (apricot) is the source of this 498-nucleotide messenger RNA. The record is from the annotation of a GenBank genome assembly. Lineage: Eukaryota; Viridiplantae; Streptophyta; Magnoliopsida; Rosales; Rosaceae.